Molecule: messenger RNA, 3408 nt
Organism: Apodemus sylvaticus (European woodmouse)
Lineage: Eukaryota; Metazoa; Chordata; Mammalia; Rodentia; Muridae
Gene: Ccsap
Product: centriole, cilia and spindle associated protein
Exons: 4
Coding region: 414-1172 (252 amino acids)
Biological process (GO): regulation of mitotic spindle assembly
Cellular component (GO): ciliary basal body; cytoskeleton; axoneme
Molecular function (GO): microtubule binding
Source: RefSeq, a predicted model, not a curated record
CACCGCUCCAUCGGCGACAUCUUGGUGGAGGACGCGCUAGGGGAAACGCUGUUCUCGCUGUAGCUGCUGCGCCACGAUCUCUGCUGACCUCCGGAGAGCAGAGGACAGAACACGCAGAAGACAGGUCGCGUUGCUGGAAUCCCUCCUGGAACCCCGCCCCCGCUAUUACCUGAACUACAGCCCUGCCCAGCCCGGGACUCCGCCCCCUUCAGGACUCCGCCCCACCCAGUACUCCGCCCUCUCCCAGAAACACCCGUCACAGACCCGCCCUCUCUCCGCCCCUCCUUGCCCCAGCCUCCGCCCUCGGGUCCGGGCGGGGCUCCGGGUUUGAACCGCGCGGCGGGCCGCGCCUCUGAGUCGGGUCGGGUCCGUAGGCGGCAGCGCGGAGCAGGCAGUCGGCAGCGCGCGGCACCAUGUCCCCGGGCAGCGGGGUGAAGAGCGAAUAUAUGAAGCGCUAUCGGGAGCCGCGCUGGGACGAAUACGCGCCGUGCUACCGAGAGCUGCUGCGCUACCGCCUGGGCCGCCGGCUGCUGGAGCAGGCGCACGCGCCCUGGCUCUGGGACGCCUGGGGCCCGGACAGUCCCUCGGACAGCUCGGCUUCACCCAGUCCAGCCCCCAAGGGUGCGUUAGGGGAGCCCUCGGCGCCCUCCGCGCGGGAGGAGGAGCAGCCGGUGGAGGAGCGCGUCGCGGAGCUGCGGGACGCGGAGGUGCAGGACACAGUGCUACCAGCACCACCAAAACAGGACCUAGAAGAGAAACCUGAAGAACGCAGGUCGAAAGGGACCGAUGGGGUGCCCAGUGGCCCUGGCCCUCGACAACAGCCUAGUGCCUUAUGUGCCAGAGGAAGUAAGAAAGCCACCAGAAGCCCCCAAAGAUCGACCAGCAAAAUAAAAGAGAACAAACACCCGUUCGCUCUUUAUGGCUGGGGAGAGAGACAGAUGGACACGGGGAACCAGAGGACACACAACGUCUGCGCGUCGGCCUCUGCGCAUGAGAUUCAUGAGUCAGCACUUCGGGCCAAGAAUAGAAGACAGGUGGAGAAGAGGAAACUGGCUGCCCAGAGGCAGCGGGCGCACUCGGUGGACGUGGAAAAGAACCAGAGGGUAAAGCCGUCGUCUGCAGAGAACCCGUGGCUGACAGAGUACAUGCGGUGCUACUCCGCGAGGGCGUAGAUCCCGGGCAUCCUCUUUCAAGUGUUCAUGCGAGAAAAGGGAAACAGAAACUGGCAACUGAGACCACACAUGGGCAGAAGAGACUGACUGGGUCCCCAAGGCCCCCCUUAGGAAAUUCCAAGAGAUGGUUUUGCUUUCAUGGUUGGUCACCUGCCUUAGUAGUGGGACAGACCACAGAAGCCAUAGAUGCUGGUUUGUUUAUGAAGACAAGUCCCCGAGUCUUGAUAUUCUUGUAAGAGUUUUAUUUUCAAGAUUUUAAUCUUUGGAGAUACCCACACCGAGUGCCUUUAACCGGCUCUAGGCGCUUCCUGCUCACCCCUCCUGUAGUCCGGACAGAGCUGUCCUUUCUGAUGAGUUCCACAUUCCACAGCUGGCAGGACAGCCUGUCCGCAGCUCCGCCGCCGCGCACGGAGCCGACACCCAGGAAGGCAGGCACCCAGGAAGGCAGGCACGGAGAACCGGGCUGCCCCUGACGAGCCUGAGCUUCAGCGGCUGCGGAAUGAUUACACUUGAUAGAUGUCUCGUUUCACCUCGUCUUCGUGUAGACUGUGAUAUUUAAGAAUUUUUUGGCCAGAGCGAGGGCCACCUUUUCUCCCUAAGUCAUCCCUUAGACGUUUAUUUAAUACAUAGUUUAAUAGUUCUGGUACAUUCCAGUGAGCGACGUGCAGAGCAUGAUUACAGCAGUGAUGACAUUUUCUUUUGAGUCACUUUUUUUAUUUAACUGCAGACAGCUGCUUAAGUCUGACCACCAUUCCCCUCUUCUGGGAGAGAUGGCGGAUGAAGAUAUUGAGAACUUGUAAUCUGCAGUGACAUUUAAUGAACUGGGUUUGUUUGGCCGGUGGGGAUGGGACCAGCAGGCGACAUUGUUAGUGUGUACCUUUGCUUUCUACAGAACUUAGUGACGGCGUCGGGCACAGUGCUGAUAGUCUGGGUUGGAAACCUGACUGCUUGCUCUCUGGCUGGGUGAUCUUUGUUGCCAUUCUGUGGGAGAACAAGGUGCUGGCCUGCUGGUAAUAUUCUUCCUUUAAUAGGAGCCACUGUCAGGGUUUACAAAAAGAAAAACAGGUUUUAAAGAACGUGUGUUCCCAUGAGAUGGGUGCCUUUGCCACCCCGCAGAAGAGACUCCCAGAAGGAUGAGCACCGUGUUCUUCCUGAGAGACGGGGAGAUCUUUCGCCUGCACCCACUCAGCAUCUGAGCUUGCUGGGUAAAACCCAGUGUUGGGUGCGUGGUGAGCAUUUCCAUGGUAUUUUUACUUUGGGUUUUUGAGUAUGAUAAUUUCUAGAACGCAGACUGAUUUCAUUCCACAUGAGAUUGUCACACGAUGUCAUCUGAAAACUGUAUUGAGCUUUGAAAACGCAUACUAAAGAAUCAUGUUUUUUUUUUUUAAAAUAACUUUAAAAAUAUUUGCCUAGUUUUGUACAGUCCCUUGUGUACAGAGCCCUCCCUCUGAGGUGUAUAUUUAAUUAAAGAGUAAGUUCUACAUGUUGUCCAAAUACAGCCUUUCUGGUGAUAACUGUGUUAAACGACAUAGUCCCCAAAUGUGGCAUGAUCAGGGUGAUUGGCACAGUAGCCAUGGUUGUUGAGUGCUCUGUGUAAGAGCCUGCAUUGCCUAGAUCAUCAAACUGCACCUGACAAUCUCAGAAAGACAGGUCGGGGAGGGACACAGGCUCCCGACCCUGGCCUUCAGACUUGCCCAGAAGUCAGGCGUGCAUCCUUUUGUGUAUGUGUGUAGAAGUGCAGGCUGAGAUGGGAUGAGAGCCCUGCUGCUGUCUUUACCAAAUUAUUAUUACUUUUUCCUUUUCUCUGUAGACCAGGCUGGCCUCGAACUCAGAGAUCUGCCUGCCUCUGCCUCCCGAGUGCCCGUUAAAGGCGUGCCGUAUUCUUUUUACCCAGAGCACAAAUGAUCGGGACUUUGGAGAACAUUUAAUGUUCCUACUCUGCAAAUAAAUCAAUAUGAAUUAGCGGUGACCCCCCACACCUGAGUCCCUAAUGUGUAGGGUCCAAAUUUUCUCCUUUUAAAAAGACAGUGAUUAAUUUUUGAACUUAUGAAAAUUUUAACAAAUUUAUCUUAACAACUUUUUCCUAUUUUAGGAGCAGUGAGAUAAUUUAAAAUUAACUUCUAUGCUGGAAACCUCUGAAAAUGUUUGAGAAUCCAGUCACAUUUAAAAAAGGGAUAUACAGCAUUUUUUUUUUAAAUUGACUUUUAAGGUUUUAAUUAAAACAGUUUUUCUAUAA